AGAGCAGCUCCUCACAGCCCCGAGCUCCUUCCGCACCGGCAGCCAGGCCAGCGGGGACGUGCCAGAGCAGCCACCAGAGCAGAUCCCGUGGACCUCGUCAUGUGUCCCGGCUGGUGGCUCUGGCCCCUAGUGGCUGUCUGCGCCGCAGACGUGUUCAGAGACGAGGCGGAGAGGAUCAUGCAGGACACGCCUGUCAUUGACGGGCACAACGACCUACCUUGGCAGCUGCUGAAGAUGUUCAACAACCAGCUGCAGGACGAGAGGGCCAACCUGUCCACCCUGACCGGCACGCACACCAACAUCCCCAAGCUGCGGGCUGGCUUCGUGGGGGGCCAGUUCUGGUCUGCGUACGUGCCCUGCGACACCCAGAACAAAGACGCCGUGAGGAGGACGCUGGAGCAGAUGGACGUCAUCCACCGCAUGUGCGAGAUGUACCCUGAGACCUUCCUGUGUGUCACCACCAGCGCAGGCAUCCGGCAGGCCUUCCAGGAGGGGCGGGUGGCCAGUCUGAUCGGCGUGGAGGGCGGCCACUCCAUCGACAGCAGUUUGGGCGUCCUGCGCGCGCUCUACCACCUGGGCAUGCGGUACCUGACGCUCACCCACAACUGCAACACGCCCUGGGCCGACAACUGGCUGGUGGACAGCGGCAGUGACGAUGCCCAGAGCCACGGCCUGUCAGUCUUUGGGCAGAGUGUGCUGAGGGAGAUGAACCGCCUGGGCGUCAUGAUCGACCUGGCCCACGUGUCUGUGGCCACCAUGAAGGCGGCUCUGCAGCUGUCCGCGGCGCCGGUCAUCUUCAGCCACUCCUCGGCCUACAGCCUGUGCGCUAACCGGCGCAACGUGCCGGACGACGUGCUGCAGCUGGUGAACCAGACGGGCAGCCUGGUGAUGGUGAACUUCUACAACGACUACGUCUCCUGCACAGAGGACGCCGACCUGUCCCAAGUGGCCGACCACCUGGACUACAUCAGGAAGGUGGCCGGAGCCGGAGCCGUGGGCUUUGGUGGGGACUUCGAUGGCGUCACGAGGCUCCCGACGGGGCUGGAAGAUGUCUCCAAGUACCCAGACCUGAUUGCAGAGCUGCUCAGGAGGAACUGGACGGAGGCAGAGGUCAGGGGAGCGCUGGCUGACAACCUGCUGCGUGUCUUCGAGGCCGUGGAGAAGGUGAGCAACGAAACGCUGCAAGCUCCCGAGGAGGAGCCCAUCCCGCUGGACCAGCUGGGCAGCUCCUGCAGGACACAGUACGGCUACUCAGAGGCCUCCACCCUCUACCACCAGCCGGGGGCCCUGCUGGCCGCCCUGAUCUUUGUGCUGCGUCUUCCGUGA
Propithecus coquereli (Coquerel's sifaka) is the source of this 1326-nucleotide messenger RNA. It is a transcript of the gene DPEP1, whose product is annotated as dipeptidase 1 (renal). NCBI's taxonomy places the organism in Eukaryota, Metazoa, Chordata, Mammalia, Primates, Indriidae. Gene Ontology annotation, molecular function: metallodipeptidase activity. Bases 100 to 1326 code for a protein of 408 amino acids. The transcript has 10 exons. The record is from RefSeq and is a predicted model, not a curated record. Gene Ontology annotation, biological process: proteolysis.